This is a messenger RNA of Volvox carteri f. nagariensis, 807 nucleotides long. RefSeq lists its product as uncharacterized. NCBI's taxonomy places the organism in Eukaryota, Viridiplantae, Chlorophyta, Chlorophyceae, Chlamydomonadales, Volvocaceae. The record is from RefSeq and is a predicted model, not a curated record. The coding region runs from base 1 to 807 and encodes 268 amino acids. The transcript is spliced from 3 exons.
AUGCAGGACCCCAGGCUGGAGGCUCUCGUCGCCGCCGUCACUGCUGCCCCGUCUGCUCAAGUGGACAACACACCGGAGGAUGCUGGUCUCGAGGAGCUCGAAGGUCUGGUGCCUGUUAACCCUGACACACCUGUGCAGGGAUCAGGUGACGAUGCACGAAACCCAGUGGAGCUACACCGUGAGCUGACAGCGGAGCGCCGGCUGGUCUUUGCGUCUGGUAAGCUGAUCCUGGACUACUCCCGGGAAGACAUGCUUGCCAGCAACUUCCCCACCGCAUUUCCGUACACCGAGGGCGGCCUCCGUCCCCUGGGUAUGAGCAACCGGAUCUUCUUCCAGCAUGUGUCCACACGUGUGCCACGGCGGCAGCUCAGCGGCAACCUCCUCAUGCUCGCCCGCAUGGUGGACGUGCUCAACAUGGAGGACGCAAAAGUGCAGACGUGGGUUACAGUGAAGAGCUGCCAGCAGGACAUCGACACGGUGGGCACCAUCCCGCGAGAGGCUGUCAAAGCGAUGGUGGACAUCCUGGCAUUGCCGAAGAUGCACCCGGAUCACCGCCGCCUGCUUCAAGACAUGUCACCUCUCGUGCAUGCCCUCGUCACCUCUCUUCGUGCGGCUGCAGUCGUGGCCGCUGGGCAGUUUUUGGAAUUUGGCGAGGACGGUGCUCUGUUGCGGGAGGAGUGUGUCAUGGACAAGUGGUGGCGGGUGCGAAACAACCCCUACACCAGCCAAGCUGUUGAGGAAACGGUCCUCUCCCAACUCGUGUGGUUGUCGACCAGGGGAUUUGACCCCGGGUCUGCGCCUGACUAA